UCAUGGAAUCGGUUUGACAGCAGUUGGUAGAAAGAAAAAAGUAACGGUCCCGAAAGCCCGCAUUCAGUUUUGGCGCACAUUUCAUCCCGUCCGGAGGUGUUUCUGGCUCUGUCUGAACCGAAAUAAAGCAUCGCUUUCACUUUCUGCCCGUACGACAAUGGCUCCAAGAAAAAAGACAACGAAAAAGGCUCCUGCCAAACCGGCUAAUCCACCAGCCAGACGAGAAGCGCCAGAAUCACCAGCGGAAACUGUGCGACGAACCGAUCGGGGCGGCGGAGAAUUCCGCUCACUGCGAACGGGGGACGAACUUCGGAACGUAAUGGGCACCGAGACGGAUGAUUCCGUCAGCAACAGCGAGAAUGAGUCGUACCGCAGCAAUACCAUCCAGUCGCGGCCCAACUUCUCCUUCCUGCCGUCGCACAAGCAUUCCAGUCCGAACACCGACAAACGGACGCUUCCGACAGCCCAUCGUCUCACCAGCAUGUCCACCGUACCGAACACGGGUUUGGAACAACAGGAAAGUUCUUCCGCUUCGCGCACUCCUAGUGCCGGUUCGAACACCAACCGCAAAUCGUCACGAGCAGUAAACCGCGAAGCCAGCAGCAGCACAUCUAGCCAACGGCCGCAGCGCGAAGAACCCCAGCCAAGCAGUUCGAAGCAACCGCACAGCCGCAAACAGCAAAAACCCAACCAGCUGAAAAUGCUGAAGGACGUCAUCUAUCUGCAAAGCACGGUGCACAAUCUAAUUCCGAAGAUGUGCUUUGCGCGCGUGAUUCGCGAAAUUCUGAGCGAGUAUUCGAGCCGGGCGAUGCGGGUCACACCGGAGAUGCUGUACUGCUUGCAGGAAGCGGCCGAGAUCUACCUGGUGCAGUUGUUUGAAGAUUCGUACCGCUGCACUAUGCACCGGGAUCGGAUAACGCUGAUGCCCAAGGACAUGCAGCUAGCUUGCAUACUGCGGCGCAAGUAGUAGUACUUCUUAUUGACUUGACUCGAUUUGUUUUGUUUUUUUUUCGUUUUAUAUGCCAUAUUAUAUGUUGAUUGAAUUAUGAAUUUAGUAAGAGAAUUUAAAUAAAUAAUGUUACGCUGAACUCGAUGCGCGGGACGAUCAACCAAAGGGUUUCAACGCCGUCUAAUUUUAAUUUACAGUUUCCGAAAUUAAUUCCUUUUCGCGCUCCUCUACGGAGGGCGAUUCCUGCUGCAUAUGCUUGCCCAGCUCGAACUGAGUAAGAGAAACUUCACUGUCCAACAAGUCCAAAAAUUUUACGAACCCUUCAUAGCUUUCCGUGUCGAGGUUGAGUUUGUGAAGCAGCGGUUUCAGGACGUCGUAAUCCAGCGAACCGAUCGCGCCAAUGUACUUCAGCAGCACACCAUUCCAAUCGAAGCCUUUCUGCUCGGUGACCGCAUCUUCCAGUAACCUUUGCUGAAGCUCCUUUCGGGUGCUUUGUACUGCUCCGGAACGCGAAAGCAGCGUACGCAAUUUAUGCACAUAUUGAAGCGCUUUGUUGAUAGCCGGGGUGUCCUGAUGUUCCGCCUCCUGCGUAAUCAUGUCGUACCGGCGGCCGAACGGAGCCGAGGGACAUCUUUCCAGCCUUUUUCCAGCGGGCGGAAGAUUCGCUGCAUCCUUUCGGGCGCUACUUGGUGGUGGUGGCGUUUGCGCGGAUGCUUCGUGAUUAAAGAUUUUCCACAAACAUCCACCACUUCGGUCACUGUUCGAUCGUUUACCGUGCGUCAUCAUCAUGCUGCGAGUGGCAUCUCCCCCGUCAUCAGCAGCCGGGCUCAUCAUCUUGUCCCGGUCCGCAUCGUACCCGGGAAACAGUAUGUUGGAAAAGUUGCUUUCCACCUUACUUUUCGCACCGUGCGUUAGAUCCUUGAUCGAGCUUAGCGAAUCGACCGUUUGAAGGAAUUUCUGUCCACCGAUUGGUUCGUUCUGGCUCCGGUGCAGCUGAUGCCAUCGUUCCCGGUACUGCUGUUUCCUUCGGUUUCGUACGCUCAUUCUCGAGAAGGCGCUUCAUUUGCAGGCCUCCACCAUCGUUUGCUGACGCUGGCCUUGUGCUCGAACCUGCACCGGAAGGAUGGCUGGGAAACCCUCGGCUGUACUGUGUUUCGUAAAACGUUUCGUCUGUUUGAUGAAAAAUAUUAUCCAUCUUUUUGGAGGGAGCUUUUCUUUAGCCGACAACCUCAGCCCUUGGUUCCUUCUUUCUGAUGUGCGUUCAAACAGAUUUCAAUGCAUACUAUGAUUCGAGGCUUUCUCACUGCCCUCCGUUCAUGGCUGUGUGAUAUGUUUUAGCAAUACAAAACAAAACAAAACCCCUACAUCGGUUGGGGUACAUCGUUUAAGAUAUACAGCUGUGUUUGUAUAAAUAACCGCUGGAAUAACACACUACCGGUAAAACACUACCUCUUCUACUACUACAACUGCCCGUCCCGGACUUUGUUAUUACUUCUUUACAUACAUAUAUUUCCUCAAACUUAAUAUAAUACACAACAUGCUCUUUCGCUUACAUUUCAACCGGAUACUUUAACGAUGUGUUGUUGGUGACGCCGUCGUGUCUGUUAUCAUCGCUAUCAUAUGCUCACUAUCACACACUACUGCAACUGUUGUUAAUCGCUACUUUUAUAACUGUUUUUCCCCCCGCAAAUGAUACUAUUGAGCUGAUACUUCUCUUUGCUUCUUUUAGUGUGUGUGUGUGUAUGUCAGCAUUACAAAACGAGCAACAAAACUGUGCCGCUGUGUUCGGACAACUGUACAGUGGAAUAAAAAGGAGAGCCCGAAAGGACGUGAUACCUUCUCUAGCCCUCUCUAUGCAAAAGAAUACUUCCUGUAGAAUAUACAAUGAUGUCUAGAUUUUCUGGUUCCCUGUUUCAGGGGGGAUUCAUGCAGCUAUAGCAGUUCAUAGAGUUUAUAAAGACUGAGAGAUAGAGUAAAGAAGUAGAAAGGAUCGGUAGUAUUGUGUUGUGUUGAUAUUGCAGCAAAACGGUGGGACGUUACCCUUCACCGAGAUACUCUUCCAAAACUACGGAUGCCUACGGAGUAGUUUGCGUCAUAUAAAAUCGGAUACGGAUUUUGAUUGUUCUCUACAUUGAGCUGUGUUUUCUCGCCCUGAAAGAAGGAGGGAUUGUGUGGUACAUCUACUGUUAAUUCCCAGCGGCGUGUCUCGCGGUCGGUUUUGGGAUAAUUUUGGACAAGAAGAAAACUUGUUUGCACCGAAUCAAUCCUGUUUUCUAAAUGCAGAGCGCUCCCAUAUGCCUUACUAGAAUUCAGCUUCAGCUUCUACUUAGAUGCUAGGUUUGCUUUCCUUUAUUUAAAAAAAAA
Messenger RNA from Anopheles stephensi (Asian malaria mosquito), 3313 nucleotides. Its product is annotated as histone H3-like centromeric protein HTR12. Gene Ontology annotation, cellular component: nucleosome. The record is from RefSeq and is a predicted model, not a curated record. The coding region runs from base 158 to 967 and encodes 269 amino acids. Gene Ontology annotation, molecular function: DNA binding; protein heterodimerization activity; structural constituent of chromatin. The transcript has a single exon. Lineage: Eukaryota; Metazoa; Arthropoda; Insecta; Diptera; Culicidae.